Syzygium oleosum is the source of this 1224-nucleotide messenger RNA. Its product is annotated as glyoxylate/hydroxypyruvate reductase HPR3-like. Bases 97 to 1092 code for a protein of 331 amino acids. The record is from RefSeq and is a predicted model, not a curated record. Gene Ontology annotation, molecular function: NAD binding; hydroxypyruvate reductase [NAD(P)H] activity; glyoxylate reductase (NADPH) activity. The transcript is spliced from 2 exons. Gene Ontology annotation, cellular component: cytosol. NCBI's taxonomy places the organism in Eukaryota, Viridiplantae, Streptophyta, Magnoliopsida, Myrtales, Myrtaceae.
AAUUUGCGGCGAUGGGUACGAGUCGCGUUUCUUCAAUGCGAUCAUCGCCCCUCGAUUCUCACGUCCCACCACCAUCAGUCGGUCAACGAUCCAACGAUGGACACCAACUCGCCCCAGAACGACGCCGUCCUCCUCCCCCAAGUCCUCCUCCUCCGCCCCUCCGCCCUCGCCCUCCCCUUCGCCGCCCGCCUCCGGCCUCACUUCCGCCUCCUCGACCCGCUCGACUCGCCGGAGCCCGCCCACUCCUUCCUCUCCCUCCGCUGCCGCUCAGUCCGGGCCGUCGUCUCCUUCUUCACCCCCUUCCUCCCCGUCAGCGCCGGCACCCUGGACCUCCUCCCGUCCCUCGAGCUCGUCGUCGUCUCCAGCGCGGGGCUCGAGCACGUGGACCUCCCGUACUGCCGCCAGCGGGGGAUCGCCGUCACGAACGCCAGCGCCGCGUUCCGCGAGGACGGGGCGGACUACGCGGUCGCGAUGCUGAUCGACGUGAUGAGGCGGGUCUCGCACGGCGACCGGUUCGUCCGGGCCGGGUCGUGGCCGGUGCAGAGGGAGUUCCCCCUCGGUUUCAAGUUAGGGGGAAAACGGGUCGGCAUUGUUGGGCUUGGAAGUAUCGGCUCCGAGACUGCGAAACGGCUGGUAGCUUUCGGAUGCAGCGUCACCUACUACUCAAGAAAGGAAAAACCGCACGUUCCAUAUGCUUACUACGCGAACGUCCGUGACCUCGCGGCCAAUAGCGACGUUCUUGUUCUCUGCUGUGCGCUGGCGGAAGGCACUCGCCACAUCAUCAACAAGGAUGUAAUGUCGGCGCUUGGUAAACAAGGCAUAAUCAUAAACGUUGGGCGCGGGGCUCUGGUGGACGAGAAAGAGCUGGUGCAGCGCUUGGUGCGAGGCGAGAUCGGUGGUGCCGGCCUUGAUGUGUUUGAGAGCGAGCCCAAGGUGCCGGAUGAGCUGUUUGCGCUGGACAACGUUGUGCUCUCUCCGCAUCGCGCCGUCAUGACUCCGGAAGCUUUCGAAGCAGUGCAGGAACUCAUAAUCGAUAACUUGAGAGCUUUCUUUUCAAACGAACCUUUGAGGUCACUAGUACAAUAUGAAUGAUGGGGCAAUGUUGUGAGCACAAUUACGAAGAAAUACUUUCUUUCCCCAAUUUUGUUGCAAUAGCCGACGGGAGUGUAUCUGCCAUUUAUUUUUAUAUGCUUGAAUAAGGUAGCAUUAUAUCUUUGAAACAAA